Castor canadensis (American beaver) is the source of this 2098-nucleotide messenger RNA. RefSeq names its product CD14 molecule (gene Cd14). Gene Ontology annotation, molecular function: protein binding; lipopolysaccharide binding. Gene Ontology annotation, cellular component: lipopolysaccharide receptor complex; external side of plasma membrane; membrane raft. NCBI's taxonomy places the organism in Eukaryota, Metazoa, Chordata, Mammalia, Rodentia, Castoridae. Gene Ontology annotation, biological process: toll-like receptor 4 signaling pathway; cellular response to lipopolysaccharide; positive regulation of cytokine production. The record is from RefSeq and is a predicted model, not a curated record.
CUGUGAGGAGGAAGAAAAGUGGGGCCGUCACCAGAGUUUACGGAGGCGGGAACAGCGUGACAUCCCAGGAUUACACAAACUCUUAGGGGCUGCCAAAAGAGCUAGGACAGAUAAACGCGUGGAACCUAGAAGCCGGAAGGUGCUGCUGGACAGGAAAGAAGCCAAAGCCGUUCCCAGAGCCAGCCUGGGCCAUAGAGGCUUUCAGGACUUAUCGACUAUGGAGCGCGUUCCCUGCCUGUUGCUGCUGCUUCUACCGCUACUGUGUAUUUCUGGGGCCACACCAGAGCCCUGCGAGCUGGACGACGAUGACAUCCACUGCUCCUGCAACUUCUCGGAUCCGCAGCCCGACUGGUCCAGCGCCUUCCAGUGUAUGGCUGCCGUGGACGUGAAGAUCCAUGGCGGCGGCCGCAGCUUGGAACAGUUUCUAAAGCGUGUGGACCCAGACACCGACCCUCGGCAAUAUAUGGACAUGGUCAAGGCUCUGCGCUUGCGGCGGCUCACCGUGGGGGGUGCACAGGUUCCUGCUCUGCUACUGUUCGGCGUCCUGCGUGUGCUGGGAUAUUCCCGUGUCAAAGAACUAACGCUGGAGGACCUAGAGGUAACCGGCACCACCCCGCCGCCGCCUCUAGAAGCCACAGGGCCUGCGCUCACCACCUUGCGCCUCCACAACGUGUCGUGGGCGACAGGGGGUGCCUGGCUCUCCCAACUGCAGCACUGGCUCAAGCCUGGCCUCAAGGUACUGAGCAUUGCCCAAGCACACUCGCUCGCCUUUUCCUGCGAGCAGGUCCGCAUCUUCCGGGACCUCACCACCCUGGACCUGUCUGACAAUCCUGGGCUGGGUGAGCGCGGACUGAUUGCGGCACUCUGUCCGCACAAAUUCCCUAAUCUCCAGGUUUUAGCGCUGCGCAAUACGGGGAUGGAGACGCCCAAUGGCGUGUGCGCAGCGCUGGCGAUCGGCGCCGUGCAGCCCCACCAACUAGACCUCAGCCACAACUCGCUGCGCGCUUCUGGCGCUCCCUCGUGCGUCUGGCCCAGCGUUCUAAAGUCCCUGAAUCUGUCAUUUGCUGGGCUGGAGCAGGUGCCUAAGGGGCUGCCGGCUAAGCUCAGCGUGCUUGAUCUCAGUUGCAACAAGCUGAGUAGGGAGCCUCGGCCAAAUGAGCUGCCCCAGGUGGGUAACCUGUCACUAAAUGGAAAUCCCUUCCUGACCCUGGAAGCUUCCAGCCCAUCAGAGAGCACCAUGAACUCUGGUGUAGUCCCAUACUGUGCGGGUUCACCGCUGGCUGUGGGGAUGUCAGGAACACUAGCUCUGCUCCAAGGGGCCCGGGGAUUUGUCUAAGGGGCAAGAGAGGAGAAUGAAUGGGUUUAGAUUGUCUUGACUUCCAGGAGUCCUAUCAAAAUCUUGACCAACCAUGUGGCUGCUUACUUUUAUUAGGAUUUUAAACCACGGGCCAUAUCACUCACUCAACAGAUCCUUACUGGGUGUCUGCUAUGUGUUGGCCUCUGUGCUGGAUGGGGAAUCCAUCCUACUUAGACUUUCUUCACACUAACUCUCUAGAAACCUACCUGGUCCUUCUCAAGAAACUGCAAGAGCAAAAUGGCAGAGAAAUGUUGCCUGACUAAAGCUGCGUGGGAGAAAUAAUUUUCGUGUAAUCAGGGCUUUCUGGGAAGCUUACUGGCACUUGGGUUAAAGGAUGUUUGAAUGGUAAACAUACCUUGGAAAACAGAAGGUUUCCCUUCCCCCACUCACUUUCCAAGAGUCAAAGGUAAUAAAACCAGAGCCGUUUGCUUAAACUCCUCUUUUUCCCCCAUUCCCCAAGGGGAAGGGGCAGACAUGCCUCCUGUCCAACAUAAACUCUGAGCUGCAUAAUUUCAGGAGUCCUCUCUGCUGAUGUAAAACUCCUCUGCCCAAGUAUGAUGGCUUUCACCGUGUCAUUACCCCACACAAUGAGAGAUUCCAGCAUACGCCAAGGAUGUGAGAUACAGCGUAUUUCCAAGGCAGAGAUCUGUGCUGUUCAUACAUAUGAGGGUAAUAAAAAUAACUUUUAAAAAAACAUACAUAUGAGGAUAACCUUUUCAGGCUGGUUUUUUAAAAAUUUUU